AUGUGGUUCGCCGCCAUUUUUUUCGUUAUUAUUUUAUUUCUUUUAUUAUAUUUGGAUACUAGAAAACCGAAAGAUUAUCCUCCAGGACCUCCAUGGCUUCCCGUUUUGGGCAGCGCAUUGACGGUACACAAUCUACGAAAAGAAACAGGAUAUUUGUAUAAGACAUGUGCAAAUCUAGCAAAAAUCUAUGGUCCGGUUGUCGGUUUGAAAAUAGGAAAAGACAAACAAGUUGUUUGUUGCAGUUACGAAGCCAUUAAAGAAAUGUUAACGAAAGAUGAUUUCGAUGGAAGACCUCAAGGACCAUUUUACGAAACUAGGACUUGGGGUAUAAGACGAGGUUUGUUAUUAACCGACGAAGAAUUUUGGUUGGAACAAAGAAAAUUCGUUUUGAGACAUUUAAGAGAAUUUGGAUUUGGUAGGAGAACAAUGGGUGGUUUAGUCGAAGAAGAAGCUCACGAAAUGGUUAAAGAUUUUAAAAAGAAAGUUCUAGAAGGUGAUAACGUCAUACCUAUGAGAGAUGUUUUCGGUGUUUACGUAUUAAACACGCUUUGGUCUAUGCUAGCAAGUAUUCGUUACAGUCCUGAAGAUUUAGAAUUGAAAAAAUUACAAAAUUUAUUAACGGAAUUAUUUAUAAAUAUCGAUAUGGUUGGAUGUCCGUUUAGUCAAUUUCCGAUACUUCGAUAUAUCGCACCCGAAGCUUCCGGUUAUAAACAAUUUGUUCAAAUUCAUCAAAAAGUUUGGGAAUUUUUAAAGAACGAAUUAGAUAAUCAUAAGAGAACAUUUAAAGAUGGCGAACCGAGAGAUUUAAUGGAUGUUUAUUUACAAAUUUUAUCAUCCGAACAAAAAAAAGAUAGUUUUUCCGAAUCACAACUUCUUGCAAUAUGUAUGGACAUGUUCAUGGCGGGUUCGGAAACGACGAGUAAAUCUCUCGGAUUUGAAUUUUUAUAUCUUUUAAGAAAUCCGGAAAUACAAAAAAAAGCACAAGAGGAAAUAGAUUUGGUCGUGGGAAGAGAUAGACUUCCGACAUUGGAUGAUAAAUCAAAAAUGCCAUAUUUGGAAGCCAUUUCUUUGGAAUCCGUGAGAGUUUUCAUGGGUCGAACAUUUGGGGUACCUCAUAGAGCAUUGAGAGAUACCACAUUGCAGGGAUAUAAAAUCCCUAAGGAUACAAUGUUGACGGCUAAUUUUCAUAACGUUUUAAUGGAUGAAAAAUAUUUCGAUGAUCCAAACGAAUUUAAACCUGAAAGAUUUCUCGAUUCGAAAGGAAAUCUAAGCAUACCGGAUCAAUAUCUACCUUUCGGAUGGGGGAAACAUCGUUGCAUGGGUGAAGUUUUAGCUAAAACCAACAUAUUUCUAUUCACUGCAAGUCUUUUGCAAAAUUUUACGUUUAGUUUACCCGAAGGUGAUUCUUUACCAUCCACCGAAGGUAUCGAUGGUGUCACCGCACUACCCGUCAGCUAUAACGCAUUGGUCUCCUUUAGAAAGUAA
Pediculus humanus corporis (human body louse) is the source of this 1485-nucleotide messenger RNA. Its product is annotated as cytochrome P-450, putative. The coding region runs from base 1 to 1485 and encodes 494 amino acids. NCBI's taxonomy places the organism in Eukaryota, Metazoa, Arthropoda, Insecta, Psocodea, Pediculidae. Gene Ontology annotation, biological process: xenobiotic metabolic process. Gene Ontology annotation, molecular function: oxidoreductase activity, acting on paired donors, with incorporation or reduction of molecular oxygen, reduced flavin or flavoprotein as one donor, and incorporation of one atom of oxygen; iron ion binding; heme binding. Gene Ontology annotation, cellular component: intracellular membrane-bounded organelle; cytoplasm. The record is from RefSeq and is a predicted model, not a curated record. The transcript has 8 exons.